Molecule: messenger RNA, 2532 nt
Organism: Cuscuta campestris
Lineage: Eukaryota; Viridiplantae; Streptophyta; Magnoliopsida; Solanales; Convolvulaceae
Source: the annotation of a GenBank genome assembly
CUUUAGUUCAUCCCAGUAUUUGUCUCAUCCACAUGAUGACAUGAUGUAACAAUUGUAACACCUGGAUGGAUCAAAACAUGAAUAAAUAAUACAAUAGACCAACAAAGAAUUUGAUUUCAUGCAAGACAACCAUAGAUAAAAUAACAUAUGGUUUUCCAGAAAUAAGAUGUUCACAAUGUCACGCACAGAAAACACACGACUAAGAUAGAUUUAUAACCCACACUGAAAAAAGAGAAAAGGAUGUUAUCAACCUGCCCCAAAUUGAAACUUCCUCAGCAUUUCCGCCAUUGAUGAUUCGUCAAACUCUUCAAGCUCCUUCAGAUUCUGCAGACGUUUGUUUUCUGGACGAAAAUUUGCAACCAAAACUUCAACAGAAUGACUACAAUUCUGAAACCUCAGUCGUUAAGUUAGUUUCUAAUACCAUAUUUUCCAGUGCUCUCGGAACUUGGACCGAUUCGUGUACACACACUGCACAUCGAUAUGCUGAAACUCUGGGUCUUUCAUCAUUUCAACCAUUGAUGAGUUGUGCUCAGCAAAGUCCUUCAAAAACUUCGGAUCAGUUUUUUCUGGAAUCAUACCAUGAAAAAUCAAAUCCCUAACAUUUGGGCAGUACUGCAACACAUUCUCUGCCCAUUCCCAGAAGCCAGUAAAAGAAUCCCAUCCAAUUUCCAAGUAGACCACAUUCUCCAAGAGAGACAUUUCUCCAAAUUUGUAAUCGUGAUGUUCUCCUAGAUUGUAAAAUAUUGACAGAUGGCUAAGCUGUGGCAAACAAACAGCCAUUUCAUCAAAAUCCACGAGUCGGCAGGGUGGAUCAAGUAUUAUAUAAUCCCCUAUGUAUAAACUUAUGACUUUCCUGUUACACCCCCAAAUUCGAUAUGUUUUCAACUUUGGUGCAUGGAUUGCAAUUGGGAACAAAUUUGAGUCAGCAACUUGACAAGCGAUGAAUUCAACACUCUAAGUUGUUUGCCUCUUUAAUCUCAAGAAGAUAAGCCCCCGAGCGAGAAAAUGUGAAGUGCCUCAAACCCAUACUCCCGGCAAUCUUAAAUGAACGAAAAAAACAUGCUUUCACAUCCAAGUAGUCAAUGUCACACUUCUCCAAAAUAAGCUCAUCGUUUAAGAUAUGCCGAAGAAGUAGGGCCUUUAACGCAGGAAAACACAAUGUGACUGUUUUUUCUUCCCACUUGAGGCUCACAAGCUCCAAACACUCGAGUUUAGGGAAAGCCAAAAGGUAUCGAUUUAGGUUCUCUCCCGAAAUACAGAUAUCACUUAAAAAUAGUAAUGUCACAUGGGGGAAUCCUUGGAAAUUCGAAGCAAAGUCUUUUAUUGCGUAUUGACAUUGACAUACACCCAACCUUUCAAGCUUCUGCAUCCCGCCUAUUUCAAGAGCAUUAAUACUGGGAGAAGUGCUAACGCCAUAACACAAGUCCAACAAAGUUUCUCUGGUAUACAUUAACCAGCUCACAACUGAACCAGCUGAAAACUCGUGCCUACGGUGCAUCACAAUCCUAAGUUUUCGCAAACCGGAUGUUUGAAAUAUGGUUUUUGUGAUCAACAUUUCUAAUUCAAGAGUCGGACGGUUACGAUAAAAACAAUAAUCAUAUCAUUAACAUCAAAGGAAAGUGUAUGAAGGUGCUUGCGAAAAGCUUCUCGCCACUUACGGCAAUUUAGAGAAGCUCUAAUCACAUCUCAUGCAGCUCGCACGCGCGACAAACUUUCCCCAAUCACCACAACAGGAAUUCCCUCCCCAAUCCUUCUUUCUAACAUUUCUCUCCAUCUACAUUUCACAAAUCAAAACAGAAAAAAGAGAGAUAAGUUAACAAUUGUGAAGUCAGGAGUAGAAGGGUAGAACUCUACCCAUACCAAUGAAACAAACAAGACUCCAAAUGAUAAAGUUAGGGUUUCUAAGAUUAAAGUUGUUGAAAUAAAUUACCUGAGGUUGACAGAUAGAGGAGAGAAGUCUGCGAGAAAUGCAAACCCUAAUUUCAAAUGAGUGGCGAAUUGUUAACUUCUUGGGGCUCGACCAUAGCCAUAUUUAUAUGCAGGAGAUCUAUAAAAGCUGCUUCGUUGGUGACAAGAGGUUUUCCUUGGAAGUGUUAUUGCCAUUUCCCCAGGCGCUCGCUCGCUGGUGACUUCCCAAAGUUUUACUCCCUCCGGUUAUUGUGCUUCCAAUGUGAAAUCCGGACUCCAGAGUUUUAUUGCUGCUCGAACACAGUUGAGGAACACCAUUAUAGUCCAGAAAAAAUUUCAACGGCAUUAUAGUUGCUUUUCAACAGUAUGGAGCAGAAAAGUGGUAGCGGAGCAGCAGUGAGUGCGGCAUGGUGGAGGGGGCGUGAUGGCCGGUCACGCUCAUCCGACAUAGUCUUACUGUCAUACUCUACAAAUUUGAAGCACCCAACACAUGGGUGCACCCAUGCUUUACACAGACAAACACAGACGAUAAUUGUCUGUGUCGCACAGACAAUUAUUGUCUGUGUGCACCCAUGUGGUGGCACCCUAGCAUUUUCCAAAUUUGAAUACAGUUUUCUAUUCACG